Molecule: messenger RNA, 718 nt
Organism: Oncorhynchus gorbuscha (pink salmon)
Lineage: Eukaryota; Metazoa; Chordata; Actinopteri; Salmoniformes; Salmonidae
Product: myoglobin-like
Exons: 4
Coding region: 78-518 (146 amino acids)
Biological process (GO): oxygen transport
Cellular component (GO): extracellular exosome
Molecular function (GO): oxygen binding; heme binding
Source: RefSeq, a predicted model, not a curated record
GUUUGGGGAUGGGUUUGACUAUAAAGUAUUUUGGAGUUUGAAAUAUUGACACGGGACAUUUACCUGCUUUACUGGUCAUGGAUAACUUUGACAUGGUUCUGAAGUGCUGGGAGCCAGUGGAGGCUGACUACAACAAACACGGAGGACUGGUUCUGAGCCGUCUGUUUGCAGAGCACCCAGACACCCUGAUGUUGUUCCCUAAGUUCGCAGGCAUCGCCGCGGGCGACCUGUCAGGGAACACAGCAGUAGCUGCCCAUGGGGCCACUGUGCUUAGGAAGCUGGGUGAGCUGCUGAAAGCUAAAGGUGACCACGCUGCCAUCAAGCUCCUGGCAACCACCCACGCCACCAAGCACAAGAUUGCCCUCAACAACUUCACGCUCAUCACUGAGAUCAUCUGCAAAGUGAUGGGUGAGGAGGCAGGGCUGGAUGGGGCAGGACAGGAAGCUCUGAGGCAGGUGAUGGGUGUGAUCAUAGCUGACAUCGAUGUCACCUACAAGGAGCUGGGCUUUGCUGGGUAAAGGGUUCACCUCAACGACGCUGGUUUGCUUGUGACUUCCAGAAAAACUUACUGGAAAAGUGUGAGGCAAAGCAUUUGUUGCAAAUUCUACAUUUCUCUAUACAGUAUAUUGCCUUAAUCUACCCUUUCAUUGUAGUUGGCUUACUGAAUGUAAGCUGUUACUCUUUUCACUAAACCAAUAAAUGUUCCAUCAGCUGCAAA